GUACCUACUGUAUUCGUAUGAACUGUAGAACUAUACGUACUGAACUACAUGUGCUGUACAUCCCCCACACUCUGGGCAGUUGGUCUGCUUACGCAACCCAAACAUUAGCAGCACCACCUCACCCGCAUACAGGGUAAUCUCCAUCAUGACCAGCCACGCAGCACACAAGCGUCUCGCCUGUGACCGGUGUCGCAGCCACAAGCUGCGGUGCCCGCGGACGGGGCAGAGCACCGAGCCGUGCGGCCGUUGUCAGCGCGCCGGCGCCGAGUGCAAGACGGGCAGUGCCCGCCCCAUCGGCCGCCCCCGCGCCCCUCACAUCCCGCCAGCGCUGUUUUGCGAACAUGGACACCCGGCUGCUCUGGCGGCACCACCACCCACGCCCGGCGCACGAGACACGGCGCUGUCGACACCCGAUGCAGGUGCCCAAACCGACACUGCCAUGACGGCACCCACGGCGUCCCCCCAGCCUCGCCUGUGGCCAAUGCAGAUCGACUACCUCCCCGAUCUGCUCGAUAGCCCGCCGCCGCCCUGGGAAACCACCAUGGACCACAUGUUCGGCAGCCAAAUCUUCGACGGCGGCGACAUGGCGUCUCCGUCCAUCUUCACCGACCUGCAGUACCUGGACCCAAGCCUAGACCACCAAUUCCCCACACACCGGAGCUUCGACGCCAACGGUGACGCGCCCGUUCCCACGGCUCACGGCGCCCUGGCUCGCAUCACGUCGACGCGGAGCAGCAGCACCAACGACGUCGACGACGAGCCAAGCGUCGACGACGAGCCAAGCGCCGACGACGACGGCAGCGGCAACGGCACCGCCACCGGCACUGGCACCGCCACCGGCCGCACGGGGGCGCUGAUCGGGCUCUCGCGGCUGAACGAGUCGGUGGCGCGGCAGCUGGCGGCCGUCGACACGUUCCAGUGGGCGCAGCCCGACACGCUGGACGCGUGCUCGGGCAAGCUGGACUCGUUGACAGAGAACCCGCUGGCGUCGGCCCUGAAAAGCGUAGCGCAGUUCCACGUCAUCCUCGGCAGCCUCUCCCCUCCUCCUGGUCUACCAGACUUGGACCCGCUCAGCACGUCGACGCGGCUGCUCGUGCUGUCCGUGUACCUGCAGGUGAUGCAGCUGUUCAAGGCCAUCUUCGCCGUGGCGCGGCGGCUGCUGGACACGAUCCCGCGCGCCGUGCUCGACGCCUUCACCUUCAAGCCCGGCCUGCCCAUCGCGGGCAUGGACGCGGGCCCCACGCCGGGGAUGCUGUACGUGAAAAUCGUCGUCCAGGUCGUGCUGCACCAGAUCGAGGGCAUGGAGGCUUUGUUGGGCCUGCCCGGCGAGUACCGCCUGUCGUGGUCCGCGCCGUGGGGACGCAGUAGUAUCAUCACGACGACGGGAGGCGGCGGUGGAGGAGGAGGGGGAGGGAGGGGCGGUAUCUUUGGCGGGCCCGACGCGGAUGCGCUGUUGCAGACCGUUCUGGCUGGUGGGUUGGCUGGUGGGUCGCCUGGCUUGGGGGGAGGAGGAGGAGGAGGAGGAGGAGGAGGGGUGGUGCCUGUGCAGUCGUUGAGAGAUGACCUGGCCAAGGUGCUGGGGAAUAUGUAGACAGCUGACAGACGACUUUGAAGCAAGCCACAGCUGUUUCGCACGUAUUUUGUGGCAUUAUCACUGGCUUAGCUAGGGCUUGGUGAUUUGUGUUGAGCCUCCAAGGAGGAU
This is a messenger RNA of Lasiosphaeria miniovina, 1702 nucleotides long. RefSeq lists its product as uncharacterized. NCBI's taxonomy places the organism in Eukaryota, Fungi, Ascomycota, Sordariomycetes, Sordariales, Lasiosphaeriaceae. Gene Ontology annotation, molecular function: zinc ion binding; DNA-binding transcription factor activity, RNA polymerase II-specific. The transcript has a single exon. Bases 146 to 1591 code for a protein of 481 amino acids. The record is from RefSeq and is a predicted model, not a curated record. Gene Ontology annotation, biological process: regulation of DNA-templated transcription.